Blastomyces dermatitidis ER-3 is the source of this 1896-nucleotide messenger RNA. RefSeq lists its product as uncharacterized. Bases 1 to 1896 code for a protein of 631 amino acids. Lineage: Eukaryota; Fungi; Ascomycota; Eurotiomycetes; Onygenales; Ajellomycetaceae. The record is from RefSeq and is a predicted model, not a curated record. Gene Ontology annotation, biological process: nuclear-transcribed mRNA catabolic process, nonsense-mediated decay. Gene Ontology annotation, molecular function: telomeric repeat DNA binding; protein binding; telomerase RNA binding. The transcript is spliced from 5 exons. Gene Ontology annotation, cellular component: telomerase holoenzyme complex.
AUGCUAUCUACCUCUCCUACCCAGCCGGCCGACUCGGUCCGGGCACCUCCUCGUACUGGACUCCAGUCAUCAGCAGCGAGCGGAUUGCUGCAAAGUCUCUCUGCCACUGUUACUCCCGAAGCCCCCAAUUUGAAAAACCUCCGGCUCCGCGACAGGUCCCUGACUUCCCGAGGAUCAAGAAAGCGUCCGGCCAGCGUUUCAGACCAAGGAAAUCCCCCCUUUUGCCAUGAGGUCUUCAUGCGGACAAGGCCCAAGCCUACCCAUUACAUCCCAGACCUUCAUGCAGAUCGCGUACAUCAUGGCACCCACCCAGCUUAUGAUUUUGAUCCCACAGUGGUAGCAUUGUCCAGCAGGACCUCUCCUGCCCCAGUGGACUCUCCAGCGCCAGUCAACACCCUGUCCCUUCAACCAAAGACCCGGCGAAUCACUGAGGAGCAACUCAUCAAUGAAGUUCACGGAAUCUAUGCUGGCCUUGUCCUUGUGGAAAAGAAAUGCGUUGAGAUUGAUCAACAACAGGUCAAAAACAAGGGAAAUUUGAAUACUGAGCAAUGGCAGGCUCUUAUUGGUCUUCACAGAGCCUUGCUUCACGAGCAUCACGACUUUUUUCUGGCCUCACAGCAUCCCUCUGCCAGCCCGGCACUUCAAAGAUUAGCCAGCAAGUAUGCUAUGCCAGCCAGGAUGUGGACCCAUGGAAUUCAUUCUUUCUUGAAGUUCUUGAGACACAGACUCCCUGCUUCGCUGGACUACAUGCUGGCAUUCAUAUAUACUGCCUAUUCAAUGAUGACCCUACUGCUUGAGAGCGUUCCUAGCUUUGAGAAUACCUGGAUUGAAUGUCUUGGAGAUCUUGGCAGAUACAGAAUGGCACUUGAGGAAGUGAACCUGCAGGAUAGAGAGCAUCAUCUUGCUGUCUUGUCUAGGCCCAAUUUCCUCCAGCAGCUUUUCUUCUACACCAAAUCCCUGGUUUGCAUCCAGUCCUUUCCAAACACCAGGGAGAGCAUCCUGCUUCUUUUCAAGCCUCUUUUGGCCCAGGAAUCAAUUAGUGAUUACCCCCCAGCCAUGUUAUAUUUUGUCAAAGCACAUGGACACUGUUUUUGCCGGCUCUCUGUCCUCUCUUUUCUCUCUUGUGGCCAUGAGUUCAUGUCUCUUCUUGGAACCCAUAUUGGUCGGGUGGGUGCCAAAUGGCGGGAACAAGGUGUUUAUGUGGCCUCUGCUAAUAUUUCAGCCAUGCUAGAGUACGGCAGUGAGAGUAGUCCUAUUUUUGCUUUCUUUGCUCGAGCAGCGGAAUUCAAUGAGCCUCAAGCAAGGCGGAUUGAAGCUGCAAAAACACACUAUUCCCAGCUGUCUUCUGAUACCAAAAUUCCCUCUUGUCUUUCCCUCUCUGACCCUAGUGCUGUCUUUACUGAAGCUCUUUCCUAUGCCUCUUGCUUUGCCUUUCAUGUCCUCUCCUUCAUCCUCAAGCACAUUGGAGAUAAGAACAUACUCCCCCAUGUCCAUUCAGAGGUUCCCUGGCAAGCCCUGGCUACUUUCCUCAACACACUGAAUUGGCAAGGGGUAAAUGAACUCAGGCUGAAAAAUGACAAUUUCCCUGUGUCAGAAAGUGGUGAGAGUGGUGGCUACCGCCAUCUGCCAGAGGACUUUUUGAUGCGUGGCCAACUGUGGACUCAGCAGGGGAACUCGCGGUACAGUGAACCGUGGAAGAGCGUCCACAAAAGACGUCCUUGCACGGGAGUUGGAAAGAUGGCCGGGGAAGAUAUUUGUAACAGUCCCGCAAUUCGAGACAAAGUCCGCAGCUUUGCUCUUCAGCAGAAAGACCGAAUAGUGUUUCAGGAAUUGGAGUUCCAGCCGCGCGUGAAGUCAGAAGGAUUCUGGGCCCCAGAGAGAACAACCGCUGUCUGA